GUGGUGGAGACAAGAGAGUGGAAAGAGUGUAUGUAGGCAUGCAAGUGAGAAUCAAGGGAAGGAGUGACAGGCAAGAGGGAAACAGAAGCCAGGUGCUUUUACUCAUCUUACUACUGAUACACACACACACACACACACAAACACACUGAAGGAACUACACCCACAACCUCUGCUAAAGCCGUGAACUGAGGCACAUGUGCGCCGCGCCGCGCUCGGAGCGACAGAGGGGAUCUCUGAGGAUACACGGAUGAGAAAGAGGUGUGGGGGAGCCAGCCAGGAAGAGGAGCCCGAGUGUGUUUUCGCCCCAGGGGGAGCUCACACACACACACACACACUCCGCAGACAGGCGCACACACUCCAGCGGGCGCUCGGCACUGUUUCCCUGACAACUAGAAUGGGCUGCAAUUUGUGUACCUUGCAGAAACGGGAGGAACACUACAAACUGCUGUAUGAGAUCGCACAGGUGAACGCUCGUGACUUUUCCAAGGUCGACCAUGACGAGGCGGUGGUGGAGGCCAUCAGGCGAGACCCCAUCGUUGUCCAGGUUCUCCGGCGAACCCCAACCAGAGCCGCGGGGGCUGUCGCACACAACCACAGCGGCACGCCACAGGAUGUGUGUGUCGUGGACGUUUGUACGCAAACAGACAUCACCUUCGAGCACAUCAUGGCGCUGGCCAAGCUUCGGCCCGCUACCCCACCCGUCCCUGACAUCUGCCCCUUCCUGUUGUCUGACAGCUGUCAUUCCAUCCACACCAUGGAGCAUGAGUUUUAUGAAUGUCCAGAGUACCUGGCUAACACCCCAGCAGAGGUGGAGAGGACCGAAGAGUAUGAAUAUGAGGAGGUGGAGCUGUGUAGGCAGAAUAGCCAGGAGAAGCUCGGCCUGACGCUGUGCUACAGGACCGACGAUGAGGAGGACACCGGCAUCUAUGUCAGCCAGGUGGAACCGAACAGCAUAGCAGCGAGAGAUGGGCGCAUCAAGGAAGGAGAUCGUAUUCUACAGAUAAAUGGCUGUGAGGUGCAAGACCGAGAGAAAGCUGUUGCCCUGUUGUCAAGUGAAGAAGCAAGGAGCAUCAUACUACUGGUGACAAGACCAGAAAUCCAGCUGGAGGAGGAAGUAUGGCUGGAUGAUGAGCAACAGGAGCUCGUGGAAGAGCUGAAGAUGCAGAUCCUGGAGGAGAGGAGGAAGCAGAAGGAACAUAACUUUGACAGGGGAGAUGAGCAUCAAGCUGAAGACGAGAUGACAACAGACACAGCCACCUGUUCCUCCAAUAAUCAAGACAGUGGGUUUGGACGCAGUACAGACAGUCCGGAGCACCAACCCCUGCUGGCCAGACUCCACAGGAGGAGCCCGGCCCACUGCUUGAGGGAUCGAUGGCGGGCAGAGCAUCCACACACAAGACAAGGGACUGUAGUGCCACAGGACACCCAGAAUCAAAGGACACUGUCCAAAGGCCAAGGCCAUGAAGGGGUAGUCAGUAUUCGCAAUGGUGGAGGUGGGAUCCUAGGUUUGGAGAAUCGCUUCCAGCAACUUCUGGAGCUCAAGUGUCAAAUCCGGAAUGGAGGCGAAUGUGGGGUGUACUCCAUUCGACACAGUAUAGAGUGCAGCCUCACUGAGCAGGGAGGAGCGGAUGGAGAUGGCGAGGACAGUGUAGGUGGACAGGGAGGGGUGGAGCAGGAGUUAAGGAUGCUAAAUGAGGAACUGCGCAGCAUUGAGCUGGAGUGUCAGAGCAUCAUGCAGGCGCAUCAGCUCCGCCAGACCCACCAGCUGGACCCCUCACAGCCCACACCCUGCUCGCCGGGACGAAGCCCCAAAGACGGACACAAGCGGCACGGCAGGCUGGCUGACAUCCACGAAUACCCAGAGAGGUCAGACAGCGAUAGGAUCAGGGAGAAGGACAGCUCCAGUGCCUACAACACAGCAGAGAGUGCACGGUCGACACCGCUGGGGAUGGAGAGAUCUCCUGACCACUCUCUGCAAAGACACAUCAGCAUCACCAACCAGAAAAACCUCAGAGUGGCCUCUUCCACACCCUCCAGCCCCAUUCCUAUCCCCAAGCCCCAGGGUACACCCAGUCGUAGCAGACCAGCAGACCCAGGCCCUGUUAUCUCUAGCAGCCCAGAUCAGAGCAACCCCUCCAGGUCUGAAUCAGACCCUGCCCUGCCUGCAGACGAUGAGAGGUGUGAGAAGAAAGGGAGGACCAGAGAUUCCAGGAGAGGGCUUCCCUAUGGGUGUUCAUAUCAGACAACUCCCUAUCAAGGCCAAGGAGGAUCCAGGCAACUCCAGAGCUACAUGCAGCUUCUACAACAGCACUCAGCCCUGGAGUAUUCCCAGAGCCAGCUGAGUCUGCUCAGUGUCUGUCGAGAUCCCGUGCACUGGAACGGACGCCCUGGGGAACCCCGUCUGGAGUGGAAGGUCAAAGUCCGCGCUGACGGCACGCGGUACGUGGCGCGUAGGCCUGCUCGUGACCGCAUCCUAAGGGAGCGGGCGCUAAGGAUACGAGAGGAGAGGAGCGGAGGCAUGACCACAGAUGAUGAUGCCAUAAGUGAGAUGAAGAUGGGUCGCUACUGGAGCAAAGAAGAAAGGAAGCAGCACUUGGCACGAGCCAGGGAGCAGAGGAAGAGGAGGGAGUUCAUGCAAAAGAGCCGCCUUGAGUGUCUAAAGGAGGGGCCAGCCAGUGGAGCUGAGGGCAGGAAGGAGAUUAAUAUCUUAGAGCUCAGUCACAAAAAAAUGAUGAAGAAACGAAACAAAAAGAUCCUUGACAACUGGAUGACCAUCCAGGAGUUGAUGAGCCAUGGGGCCAGAGUCCCUGAGGGCUCUAAAGUACACAACGCUUUCCUAUCUGUCACAACUGUCUGACGGACACAUACAGUACUGCUUAUUAAGUACUGUACAUUUUAUUAUCAGGUAGCCUGUAUUUAAGGAACUACUGCUUUGUCUAAAAAAAUGUCACUGCUGAGGACUUCUGUAGCAUUCCUGAAGAAACUUAAACAGUUCUGCGGCGCUAACGUCAGCCAUUUAAAACAUGAACAGUUUUUACACUGGCUUUUUUGUAAUGCACUGGCUUCUGAUAGCACAUGAGUUUGGUAGCAUGUUGGUUCAAACAGAUUCACUCAAGAGAGGAGCCAACACAUUAAUUUCAUGUAUACUAUGUAUUGUGUCUUCAUACUCUCCAUUCUUCUGUUUCAUUCCAUAUGAAGCGACUUCACUUGCCUCGUUCAAGGUGGCAUUUUUUUAUAAUGGGGAAAAUACAAUAUUUUUCACAAUUUGUAAACUCAGUAACUUUUUGUAAGAAAAUUUUUACACUGAAUGUCAAUGUACUGUAAACAUUUAAUUGUUAUUUUCUAUUUAUGUUUGUAUCUUCAAACCAUCAAGGUCAGAGUUGACACUAUUUGAUUGUACUGUAGCUUGCAUUGUUUGCCAGUCCAGGCCAGAGAGAAAUGAGAAACUUUGUGAAAUCCCUGAAGGACAACAACUCAUCUUAAAAUGCUCCUGUUAUUGUGUUGAUAAUGUCACUUGGGUCAGAGUUGUCUGAAAAAUUUAGGGCACUCAUUUUGAAGCACUGAAAACAUCAAUAUGCCAGCUCGAAGGCUUGUAUUAGUCAUGGGCUGGGAGGACUUUAUGAAACAGUUUUACCUCAACUUACAGUCAAAACUCUGAUCUAUGAAAGUGUUUUUGAAUUCUUGGGUAACUGAAUCAAUGACUUAAGGAAAUCUUGAGCCAACCGUCAGCCCUUAAUAUGUAUGUUAAUUAUGUUAAAAAUGUUAAAUAUACUCAUAUUUAUAUUGUUUACUGUUAUUUCUAUUUAUUGUAAAUUAAUUUUUAUGGUUCAUCUGAUAAAUGUUUCACGUUAUGUGGCUAGCCUUGAAAGGCCGACACCUUUCCAGGGCGCUGUCAAGACAAUGUAUCAUAUAUUGCAGCCUUUCAACCCAAAACCUGCUGCUUUUCACUGUAAAGUUCAUUGAAGAGGCCUUCACUUCAGUAUUUGUUGAUGGUGAUAUUUGUAAUAAAACAAUAAUAAAAAGAAACAUUAAAAAAUGUUUCUCUUUCAGU
Messenger RNA from Lates calcarifer (barramundi perch), 4051 nucleotides. RefSeq names its product PDZ domain containing ring finger 4 (gene pdzrn4). The record is from RefSeq and is a predicted model, not a curated record. The transcript is spliced from 9 exons. Gene Ontology annotation, molecular function: protein binding. The coding region runs from base 248 to 2857 and encodes 869 amino acids. Lineage: Eukaryota; Metazoa; Chordata; Actinopteri; Centropomidae.